Melopsittacus undulatus (budgerigar) is the source of this 492-nucleotide messenger RNA. Its product is annotated as large proline-rich protein BAG6. Gene Ontology annotation, biological process: signal transduction. Bases 1 to 492 code for a protein of 163 amino acids. Gene Ontology annotation, molecular function: hormone activity. Gene Ontology annotation, cellular component: extracellular region. The record is from RefSeq and is a predicted model, not a curated record. NCBI's taxonomy places the organism in Eukaryota, Metazoa, Chordata, Aves, Psittaciformes, Psittaculidae. The transcript has 3 exons.
AUGUGGGGCCCGGCGGCUCCGCUCUGGGCGCUGCUCUGCCUGGGGCUGCCCGCGGCCGCGGGGCGUCCCGUGGGGCUGGACAGGGUGCGGGUGGACGCGAGGAACCUGAUCCGCACCCUCAGCACCCGCCUCCAGCGCCUGCAGCUGUUCCCGCUGGGGGUGCAGAUCCUCGGGCUGGGGGCGGUGCUGGAGGGGCCGCCCCCCCCGCUGGGGCUGGGGGCCAUGGGGCAGCACCUGCAGCUGUUCCAGCGCCUGCUGGGGGCGCUGCCGGGCGGGGGGGCCGCGGGGGGGGCUCCGCUGGCGCAGGUGGCCACGGACCUGGAGACCCUGCGGCACCUGCUGGGGGCCAUGGGCGCGCUCCUGCGCUGCCCCCCCCCGCCCCCGCCCCCCCCCGCGCCGCCCCCCGCACCCCCCGCCGUGGCCGAGGCCCCCCACACGGCGGCAGGGGUGACCCUGGCCCGGCUGCGCCGCUGCCUCGAUGCUUUAUAUUAA